Messenger RNA from Wyeomyia smithii (pitcher-plant mosquito), 2654 nucleotides. It is a transcript of the gene Mad1, whose product is annotated as mitotic spindle assembly checkpoint protein MAD1. Gene Ontology annotation, biological process: mitotic spindle assembly checkpoint signaling; attachment of mitotic spindle microtubules to kinetochore. NCBI's taxonomy places the organism in Eukaryota, Metazoa, Arthropoda, Insecta, Diptera, Culicidae. The transcript has 5 exons. The record is from RefSeq and is a predicted model, not a curated record. The coding region runs from base 268 to 2472 and encodes 734 amino acids. Gene Ontology annotation, cellular component: mitotic spindle; nuclear envelope; kinetochore.
CCGAGUAGGACAACUGUCAAAAUUUUCUUACCGUCUUUUAUUCGCGAAGGUAGCGUUCUUUAAAAAUUGCAGCGAAUGAAAUAUAUUGAAAACGGCCCUCUCACGUUCUAUGAUAUAAGUAAUCGACAGCGGUUAAUAAUAUUCUUAGUUCAGCAGUUUUAAUCUGUCUGGUUUACACGCCGUGAUAAAAAGUGAAAACAGCACGGUCUGGAACUGCUCUGCUAGAUAAUAGUGCAGUGAUAAAACGGUCAAAGGUUACCGGGGAUUAUGGAAAAUACCGGUCAAAGUGAAACUAUCAACGAUAGUUUAACCACAGCUAGCUUAUCCAAGCGGCUUAGUUUCGACUUUUUGAAUGCUUCCUUUGAAUUGAAUCGUAAAAAACGUAAACUGUACGAUAUGAAUGAUAUCUCCAGUGACGGGAACAACACAACAAUGGAAGAGCGAAACGUUUCGCAGGACGCGUCGGUCAGUUCAAAUACGAUGCAGAGUCCUUGGGAGACUCGCCGGAUGAAGGCGGAUCUCAUAGAGGCGCGAUCAAGGAUUACCAUGUUGAAGAAGGAAAUCGAACAUCAGAAUACAGAGAUGGCAACAACGCAACUUAAAAAUCAACAUAAGAUUUCGUCCUUGGAUAAGGAGCUAAAAUUCAACGUUAAGAAAGUGUCUGAUUUGGAAAAACAUCUAUCUGCUCUGCGCAAGCGAGAAAAAACAGCCCAAGAAGAGCUGGUUAAAUAUAAAAAUCAAUACAAUAUCUUAAAACAGACUUCCGGUGAUCAACUGUACGAGCUGCGAUGUACGCUCAAAGAUCUGGAACAACAGUAUACAAUAGAGAAAAGUGAACUGCAUUCCGAAGUACGUGAUUUGAACAGCCAGCUAGUAGAGACGGAGGAUCAGCUUUCGUUAACCCAGGAGGAGCUAGACACAUAUAAAGAAAUAAAUGAAACGCUUCAGUCCAAGGCGGACUCGUACGUAGCUACUAAAAAAGAGCUGGAGCAAACGAAAGACAAACUCGCGGAAGCGGAAUCUAGAAUUAAAUCGCUAGAGUAUGAAGUUGGCAGUUACGAGGAUUGGAAAAAUUUGUCGAAAUUGUCUACUUCGCGACUAGCAAAUUAUGCGGAACUAGAAAAAGAAGCCACGCGCCUGAAGGGAGAAUCAAAGAAUCUUCACGAUGUGAUCGGUAAUAAAAUGCUGCUGGAGGAACAAGUCGCUAGUUUGAAGACACGGCUGGAGAACUUCGAGAAAAACGAAAUCGAUGCGGUGGCGCUUAGUGUCAAAGUUAAGGAUUUCGAGAAGGAGCUGUCGGACUGGCGAAAACUAGCCGUUGAUUUUUGUCCGAAAAAUUCCGCUUGCAAUCCGGUGGCUAUGCGGUCGCAAAUCGAGCGUAUCUUGCAGAACGAUCUGAUUUUGACCAGCGAGAAAAGCUCGGUGAAAAAUGAGAAAAGUCAAAUUCAGACGAUCAUCGACGAGACUCGUGCGGAAAACGAACAGUUGCAGAAGCAGCUGGAAGACCAUAAGCGGGCGUUGAAAAAUCAUCAGGUUAUGCUGCAUCGGGUGCAGAAGAAGCUGAACCUGGUGGCAGGUGAGAGGGACUGUUGGAAGCAACUUCUCGAUAGCUACGAGAAAGAUUUGACGAUUAAUCCAUCUACCAUGAAUAGCCAGGAAGCUCAGAUGCGCACCCGUAUGGAGAUGGCCGAGAAGCAAUUGGCUGGGUAUCGAGAAUUGAAUACCAAACUGGAGAGUGAAUUACAAGCUGCAAAAUCUCUGCCUGAUAGUGGUAUGGAAUCAGCGCUUACUAGCGAGCAGUAUGAAAAACUGCGACGAGAAAUCGAUACGCUUCGUUUGGAAAAUGAACGUUUGAAGAAGCGAAAAGAUGAACUGGAGCUUGAGUUGGAAAAUUCCACGUUACGUGCAGAAAUUAACCGGGAUCGGUACAAGGUGGUCCGAUUUGAGGAAAGUCCAGCUAAUGAGGCAUACGAAGCACACAAAAAUGAAAUUGAGAAGCUGCAAGCGGAAAUUGAACGAUUGAAGAUCCGCAACCGUAAGCUGGAGGAGGGUAAUGACGAGCUGACGAUGAGACUAAAUGACAGCAACAUGACGAUGAACGUGAAGGAUUUGAAUAAUCUUAAGGCCCAGGUACAGUCACUGGAGGCGAAAAAUCAGCAUAUCAAGGAGAUUUACAAAGCGGCAAGCAAUGAGUUCCGCGAGGUGUGUUACAUGCUGUUCGGCUGGAGAGUGGACCGUGUGGGCAACACGAACUAUCGCAUCUCGAGCAUGUACGCCGAGAGCGAAGAAGAGUAUCUGAACUUCCGACUGAACGAGUCGGGCACGGUUCUGAACAUGCUGGAGACGGCGUACAGCGAAUCGAUUACCGAUAUGGUUUCCACCCAUCUGGGUACGCACGGUUCGCUACCGGCCUUUCUGAGCAAUCUCACGCUAGAUUUGUUUAAUCGAACUACGGUCAUGGUGCAGGGUUAGGAACGACAACCGAGCUCCUGUUUAGUAAGUAAGAUUAUUGAUAACCCUUACCGCUCUUCGAUAUAGAUAUUAUUUGAUUGCGUAUACAUGCAAGAAGUCAGUGAAAUUUCCACUGCUGAUAUGAGCACCCUAAAAUAGGCAUUUCCGUCUAAUACAUAGAUUGCACUGGAAAGUCAAUUCAA